Molecule: messenger RNA, 773 nt
Organism: Patella vulgata (common limpet)
Lineage: Eukaryota; Metazoa; Mollusca; Gastropoda; Patellidae
Product: glyoxalase domain-containing protein 5-like
Exons: 4
Coding region: 87-575 (162 amino acids)
Molecular function (GO): metal ion binding; lactoylglutathione lyase activity
Source: RefSeq, a predicted model, not a curated record
GGGAAAUCCCAAAUGUUAUAUUUGUUCAGAGCAGAAAGUAAACGGGAAGUAAAACAGAGUUGAUGUAGUGGACAGCCAGUCAACUAAUGCACGCCAUGUUUCCACGUUUAUUUAGCCGACAAAAUCAUUUAUUAUUCAGAAAUUUGUGUGAGCAGAGUUUGAGAAGCUAUCAAGAUGGGUUUACGAUUAGUCGAUUUGAUCAUAUUGUUAUAACGGUUAAAGACAUCAACAAGACAGUAGACUUCUAUACACGUGUACUAGGAAUGGAUGUCACAACGUUUAAAGGAGGAAGAAAAGCGAUGACAUUUGGUCAACAAAAGAUUAAUAUUCAUGAACAUGGUAAAGAAUUGGAACCUAAAUCAUUUACGCCUACUCCCGGUUCAGCUGAUGUAUGUUUUAUAACAGAAACAAAACUAGACAAAGUUAUACAACAUUUAAAGAGUUGUGAAGUGCCAAUUUUAGAAGGACCAGUGGAACGUACAGGAGCAAUAGGGCCAAUAAUAUCCGUAUAUUUCAGAGAUCCAGAUAAUAAUUUAUUAGAAGUUUCAAAUUAUCCUGAUGAUAUUAAAAGUUAAUAAUAUAUGUUGUUAAUUUUACUAUACAUGCUUUGUAUAUGAAGAUAUUGAAAGCUAGGGUAACCCUAUGAAGAUAUUGAAACUCAGUAUACAAGACGUAAUACGGAUUAUAACAUCUGAAGACGCCUAGCUAUAUCUAUAUAGCUGAUGAUUUGAUGUAUAUCAAAAUGAAGAAAUAAAUAUGGUAGAUUUCUUUAA